GAGUCCAUUCAGAGCCACUGGCAGGAUUAUUUCCAUCCUCCCCAGUGAGGGGCCCGUAAAGGCUUUAACCCGAGUACAGAACCUAUCGGGCUUGGAAUUAUCGCUGUUCAAUGAAAGGACUGUGGUUCGCGUGGAGAUGACUAGGGUCCUUCAACAAUACUAAUAAUAACCUCGCCCAUGACGAACACUUGUGGCACUAACUACGUGCAAGGUUCUGUUUUAAGAGCUUUAUGGAAGACAAGUGCUACCUUUUAGUUUCGCCUAGUGUUGAGCUGGAUGGAAGGAAUCAUCAGUCGACUGCAGGACAAACCUACCUGCAGAGGAGCGGCGUCCUUACCAAGUUUAGGAUACAUACAGUAGCCCACUCCCUCUAGGAAUCCUGCCCAGGUGCUCCAUUGCUGGGAGCCCCUCCUCCCAGGGCCCGGCACUUGUCAGUCAUUUUUUGUUCCUUUGGCCUGAAGGAGGUGGGUGCCUCAUGCCGGCUUUAAUGAAUGAAGAAACUGAGGCUCAGACAAGCCAAAUGAGAAUUGCAGGGACAGCAGGAACAAGGGAUCUAGGCCUGGCUGAGUCAUUUCUGGGCCACUGUCACCAACACCCUGUCUGUCCUUUCCUUGUGACUGGACUGUGAAGUGAGGGAGCCCCUGGUGUUGGGUGGGAACCAGCUUCUUUGUUAGGGGUAGGGGAAAGUUUGCUAGGUCCAGAUGGCUCCUAUUGGUCCUAGGGAUCGAUCAGUAUGAAGCGCCCUAUGCAUCUUAGUAUGAGCUUACCUUUCCUGAGCACAGAUACCCUCUAUGCCAGGGGCUGGCAGCCACCCCGUCUCCUACUGUAAGGGAAGGUCCCAGACAGAACCAGGUUAACCCAGGAUAACACCGAGCUUAGGAAACGGUGACAUUUGAAGGGAGCUGUUAGGGAAGAUCAUUCUCCUUUGGGCCAGCUUUAUAACAGAAGCCCCAGACAGGGAGCCACGUUGCUCAUGGGCUUGCCAUCUCCUGGAAGAGGAGGAGGAGAAGAAAAGAAGCAAACGCAUCUGUGACCAUCUGCCGCAGUCAAACUCCUUCUUCUCCUUUUGUUUUGUGAGACAAGAUUUCUCCAUGUAGUCCUGACUAUCCUGGAAUUCGCUUUGGAAACCAGGCUGGACUCCAACUCAGAAAUCCAUCCACCUGCCUCUGCCUCUCAAGUGCCGGGAUUAAAGUCGUGCGCCACCACGCCCGGCUCCGUCAACCUCUUUUUAUACUGGGAGGAGAGAGUAAUUCAGUGGCACUUAUUCGGCCCUGGUUGCUGUUUGCUCUUUUUUUUGUUGUUGUUUGUUUGUUUUUCGAGACAGGGUUUCCCUGUAUAGCCCUGGCUAUCCUGGAACUCACUUUGUAGACCAGGCUGGCCUCGAACUCAGAAAUCUGCCUGCCUCUGCCUCCCAAGUGCCAGGAUUAAAGGCGUGCGCCACCACGCCCGGCUGCUAUUUGCUUUUAAGCAGGUCUGAUUCUAUUUGCUUUCUCACAAAUUAAGUGUCGGACAAAUCGAAUCUUAACGCCUUUGCCCACAACCCAGCCGGCUCACUCGCUGUACAGGUGCUCCAGAUCAAGGGGCGUGGACUUUUGUAUCAACUCAGCAUUGAUUGGUUCUCAGGGCUUCCGGCUCUCCAUUGUCUCCCUUGGAUUGGCCGUAAGACAUUCUCCUGCUCACUGAGCCUGCGCGAGGCAGAAGUGAAAAGGAGGUGGGGGCCUCCGAAAAGAUGGCGGCUGCUCCUGCCGGUGUGGGCCGCCUAGAGGAAGAGGCGCUGCGGCGGAAAGAACGGCUGAAGGCCCUCCGGGAGAAAACCGGGCGCAAGGACAGGGAAGAUGGGGAGCCACAGACCAAGCAGCUCAGAGAAGAGGGAGAGGAAGUUGGGAAGCACAGGGGACUCAGGCUCCGGAACUAUGUCCCAGAGGAUGAAGACCUGAAGAGGAGGCGGGUCCCCCAGGCCAAACCAGUGGCAGUGGAGGAGAAGGUGAAGGAGCAGCUGGAGGCAGCCAAGCCAGAGCCUGUCAUUGAGGAAGUGGACCUGGCCAACCUGGCACCCCGGAAACCUGAUUGGGAUCUCAAGAGAGAUGUGGCCAAGAAGCUAGAGAAGCUAGAAAAGCGGACCCAGAGAGCCAUCGCGGAGCUGAUCCGUGAGCGGCUAAAAGGCCAGGAGGACAGCCUGGCCUCUGCAGUGGAUGCCACCACCGGACAAGAGGCUUGUGACUCUGACUGACAUGUUGUCCGUGUCCCAUCUGAUCUGUUCAGCACACACAUCCUGUGGGAAGAUGGUCUCAGGCAGGGAGGGGGUUAGGCUGGCCAGUACUUCUGGGUCUUGAGAACUGAGCCAACCUACUGAGUCUCAGUUUCUGUUGGUGUGACCUGUUCAUCGCCCAAGGGUGCCCACCACGCCGAGUGGCUCAAAGCUGGGAUCUGUACAUAUGUAUGCAAACUGAGCUUUUUUCAACUUCUGCAAAUAAACCUCUAUUUAGUAGA
Mus musculus (house mouse) is the source of this 2490-nucleotide messenger RNA. RefSeq names its product coiled-coil domain containing 12 (gene Ccdc12). Gene Ontology annotation, cellular component: nucleoplasm. Bases 1730 to 2230 code for a protein of 166 amino acids. The transcript is spliced from 8 exons. The record is from RefSeq and is a predicted model, not a curated record. Lineage: Eukaryota; Metazoa; Chordata; Mammalia; Rodentia; Muridae.